Acaulospora morrowiae is the source of this 150-nucleotide messenger RNA. The record is from the annotation of a GenBank genome assembly. NCBI's taxonomy places the organism in Eukaryota, Fungi, Glomeromycota, Glomeromycetes, Diversisporales, Acaulosporaceae.
AUGUUAAAUAAUUGGAUCUGGGAGUCCAUAAAAAGAUUUGUUAAUAAAUGCAACUCCAAGUUGUCUCCCGCUCUACCAACUGAGCUAUUGCCGUUAAGGUUGAUCCAAGCCCCAUUCGACUUUCCACGCCACGUUCCCUUCAAAGUUUAG